This is a messenger RNA of Enhydra lutris kenyoni (northern sea otter), 3244 nucleotides long. Its product is annotated as zinc finger protein 846. NCBI's taxonomy places the organism in Eukaryota, Metazoa, Chordata, Mammalia, Carnivora, Mustelidae. Bases 1564 to 3027 code for a protein of 487 amino acids. The transcript has 5 exons. The record is from RefSeq and is a predicted model, not a curated record. Gene Ontology annotation, biological process: negative regulation of transcription by RNA polymerase II. Gene Ontology annotation, cellular component: nucleus. Gene Ontology annotation, molecular function: DNA-binding transcription repressor activity, RNA polymerase II-specific.
AUGAGAAAUGUUAUUUUGAGUUUUUCUAAAAUUAUGAUAUUUCAAGUUUGGGUGUUUUUGGGUCAAAAUUUGGGCACUACUUUUGAAGUAAGUGAGAUUAUCAAUUAUCACAGGCUUCUGAAGUGAUUAUUUCCCAGUUCCAUCUUUAUUCUACCUCUAACUAGCCUUGUCACUGUAUCAGGAGUAUAUUUGUAUAUGUGCAGUACUCCUUAUACUUUAAUGGGAUUGAUUCUUUAUACUGUUUAUCACCAACUGAUGAUUAUCUGUUUAUUACCUGCAUUACCAGAUUGAACUGUGAGAUCCCUAAAAACUGUUCCCUCCUCAUUGCCUAGUACCUGGCCUGGCAGAAGGAAGACCCUUACUAAGUAUUUGCUAACUGAAUGAAGGAAUAAGAGACAGAAGGUGGCAAAGUUUCCAAAUCCAACAAAGCUCCUGCAGGGGUAUUCAGGGGGACUUCUCAUUUCAUAAAACCUUUUGUAUUUCUCAUCUCCAUUAUGUCUAGCAGAGGAUGUGGACUGAAUUCUGGUCAUGUCAGGAAUAACAACCACCACAGGAGAUAAGGCUUUUGCCAUUCCAGUAUGUGUCUGCUUGGCUUUUCUGAUGGGUGACUUGAGACAGUUAUUAAUACUGUGUGAACCUCCAUUUUCUCAACUAUUAAAUGACAGUUAUUAAUACCCAGUUUGGAGGGUUAUUAGGGCAGUUAAAGGAGUUUAUGUAUGUAGAACAGUAUAUACUGUAGAACAGUCCUCGGUAAAUAGAGGUUGGCAUUAAUAUUUGCAUGGUAGGAUAUUCGGGUUUUUAAUGGCUGUCACAUGUUUCAUCUGCACAGAGAUGGCUAAUGAGUGGUGUUUGAUGAUUGAGGGAAAAUGUCUGUUGCUUAAUGAUGGAUAUUGUGAACCAGUUACCCAGACACUCCAGUAUUCAAAGAGAAAUUGAGAUCAAGCUCUUAAUUUAAACUCAGAAGCUUCUCUGAAGUGGUCUUCUGAGUGAGAUAUGGAAUAUUCUGGAAACUCUAUCAGAUCACAGGAUGGAAGCCCUUGAUGUGAAUCAGGUGUAUGGUGAGUCCUUAUUGAUGCUUCUUUUUAUGUAGUUCCUUCACAAGUGGCAGAUCCAGUGCUCAGUGCUCAGAGCCUGAGUGAUGGUGCAGUGGGCCAUAGAAGAACAAUGGAAAUGAGCAGAGCAUGUAUAAGUCAGAUUCCUGGGGUUUGGGAGGCAAGAAGGUGUGUGUGCUGUUUGAGGGAAUAACAUGUUCAUGAAUUCUGUUGUGUCAGACAGCUCUGUCUCUCUCUACUGUAAUUUGUGUAACUCCAAGGUGGAAUAUUUAACCUGUUUCUUAUGGGUAGCAAGAUCCAGAAAACCAUUUUUUGCUCCAGGUAACUCAGCACUUUGCCAGUUUAUGGAAUUAGUGUGUUUGUGGUAUGUUCUGUGCAUGGUGUGGAAUAGCUUAUAAGCAUGUUAUUACUGGAAUUGGAUUGGCUUCCGAGUUCAUGGCAUUUUUCUCUCUGAGGUUAUCUUUCUCAGAACCCUUUCUGUCUUCCUGAGGGGAAGAUUGAGGAGUCAAAGAUGGUGGCUGGGUUACUGAUGGAUUCUUCUCAGCACUUAGUGACCUUCGAGGAUGUGGCUGUGACCUUUACCCAGGAGGAGUGGACUUUGUUGGAUCAAACACAGAGAGAUCUCUACAGAGAUGUGAUGUUGGAGAACUACCAGAAUCUCAUUAUACUAGGAUACGAAUCAUGCAAACCUGAUCUCAACUCUCUAAUGGGAGGAGCAGAAGAGCUGAGGACAGGAGGGAGAGGAAUUCUGCAGGAAUUGGAUUUGCUCAAAACUAAAGGUUUCACAGCCCUUCAGGAUAUUUCUUUGGAAAAAACAUCAAAUGGAAUACAACUGGAGAGAAGCAAUGCUGGAGUGAAACGAUAUGGCUCUAACUUGUGUGGAAGAGCGUUUAGUGGACACUCAUUUAUGACUCCCAGUAGACAGAAAACUUCUAAGGGUAAUCAGAAUGGAAAAGCCUUUAAAAAGAACUUUAUUUGUACUCUGCUCACGGAAAUCCCCAUUGGGGAGAAAACUUCUGAGAGUGUCCAGCACAAUAAAGCCUUUGGUCAGCUUUCAGAUCUUACUGGGCACAAGAAAACUCAGACACGAGGAAACGUGUGUGAAUGCAAAGAGCAUCAGAGAACUUCUGUUAAUCAGUCAUCCCUUAAGGCACACAGGAGACACCACACUGGAGAAAAACCAUAUGAAUGUAAAGACUGUGGGAAGGUCUUCACUCAUUCCUCGUACCUUACAGAUCAUAGAAGAAUUGACAGUGGAAAAAAGCCCUAUGUGUGCGUGGAAUGUGGGAAAGCCUUUACUCGAUCCACAGGACUUAUUUUACACAUGCGAAUUCACACUGGAGAAAAACCAUAUGAAUGUAAGGAAUGUGGAAAAGCUUUUAUUCACUCUUCAUACCUUACAAAACACGUAAGAAUUCACAAUGGAGAAAAGCCAUAUUUAUGUGAGGAGUGUGGGAAAACUUUCACUCGCUCCUCAGGACUUGUCUUACAUGUGCGAACACACACUGGAGAGAAACCCUAUGUAUGUAAGGAAUGUGGGAAAGCCUUUAAUAAUUCUUCAAUGCUCAGUCAGCAUGUCAGGACACACACUGGCGAGAAGCCAUACGAAUGCAAGCAAUGUGGGAAAGCUUUCACUCAGUCUUCAGGCCUUACCACACACUUAAGAACUCACACUGGAGAGAAGGCCUUUGCAUGUAAAGAAUGUGGGAAAGGUUUUGCCCGUUCUACGAAUCUUAAUAUGCACAUGCGAACGCAUACUGGCGAAAAACCGUACAAAUGUAAAGAAUGUGGGAAAGCCUUUAGGUACUCCACGUGCCUUAAUAUUCACAUGCGAACUCACACUGGAGAGAAACCAUAUAAAUGUAAGGACUGUGGGAAAACCUUCACUCAAUCUUCAGCACUUGCUAAACAUUUAAGAACUAAGGCAUGUGGAAAAACCUGUAAAUGUUCUUCAGACCUUAGUAUUCACAUCUAAACUCAUCUGGAUAAAAAGUACCUUAUGAAAGUAAAGAAUGUGUGAGAAAGCUUUACUCAUUUUUCAUCCUUACAUGAUAGGAACAUCCUGGGGCAGAAUUUGCAUGCAUAUAAGGCAUAUGGGAGAGCAGUAAUUGUUCAUACUUUACAGAAUGUAAAGUGUAAGAACUCACACUUGAGAGAACCUUCCAGUUAUAAGGUAUGUGGGAGAGCCUUUU